AAUGAGCCGUGUAAUGCAUUCUCCAGUGUGCUGCAGCAGCUGAGGGCCAACCAGCCGGACGUGUUGGGAAGAUCUCAGACGAUGAAGCUGGAAGAAUCAUGAUGGCGGCAGCAUCAGGACAGCAGCCAAGCUUCGUGUCUGGCCCGUACAGGCUGACGGACUCUCGCACGCUUCUCUAGCCUUCGCGCCGUCUCGUCCACAGCCUCCGUGCCCCUCCCGAACGCGCAAAAGCAACAAUGUUCUCCCGAAGCCUCAGGUCAACAAUAACCCCACCUUGCUCUUCCUCCUCCUUUCGUCCCCUCUCCUCCAUCCUCAAUUGCAACAAGAGCCAUCUCCAGCCUUUCCGUGCUUUCCAUCAAUCCUCGCCCAUCAUGUCCAACACCAAGGCUUUCUUCGACAUCCAGUACGCCCCCGUCGGCUCUUCUGAGCCCAAGACGGGCCGCAUCGUCUUCGAGCUCUACGAGAAGGACGUCCCCAAGACCGCUCGCAACUUCCGUGAGCUCUGCAAGCGCGAGAAGCCCGAGGGUUACAAGGGCUCUUCCUUCCACCGUAUCAUCCCCCAGUUCAUGCUCCAGGGUGGUGACUUCACCCGUGGCAACGGCACUGGUGGCAAGUCCAUCUACGGCGAGAAGUUCGCCGAUGAGAACUUCAUCUACAAGCACGACCGUCCCGGUCUUCUCUCCAUGGCCAACGCUGGUCCCAACACCAACGGCUCCCAGUUCUUCAUCACCACUGUCCCCACCUCGUGGCUCGACGGCAAGCACGUCGUCUUCGGCAAGGUCGCUGACGACGAGUCCUUCAAGGUUGUCAAGGAGAUCGAGGCUCUUGGCAGCUCCUCCGGCGCUGUCCGCUCUGCUGUCAAGCCCACCAUCGUUGACUCUGGUGAGCUGUAAAUGACCAGACGACGGUCCGCUCUCUGAGGUAGCAGGCGUCGGCCUUUGCCAAUGCUGAAUAAUGGGUUAAAAUCACCG
This is a messenger RNA of Paecilomyces variotii, 971 nucleotides long. Its product is annotated as cyclophilin type CYPA peptidyl-prolyl cis-trans isomerase. Gene Ontology annotation, molecular function: peptidyl-prolyl cis-trans isomerase activity. Gene Ontology annotation, biological process: protein folding; protein peptidyl-prolyl isomerization. The record is from RefSeq and is a predicted model, not a curated record. The transcript is spliced from 4 exons. Lineage: Eukaryota; Fungi; Ascomycota; Eurotiomycetes; Eurotiales; Thermoascaceae. The coding region runs from base 237 to 893 and encodes 218 amino acids.